GUGUUUGACUUAGUUCGGAUCCCAGAUCCAUUUCUUCCACCCAUGGGGCCCACAGCAAAGCCCUGCGCUGGUCCAGCAGGCGGCACAUCAGGACUUUCAGCGAUGCCCCUGCCUGCUACCCGGAAGCCACGGAGGAAAUGAGGUAGCCUCGUGGCGCAGGGGGGAAGCCCAGUUCGAUGGAUACGAAGUAUAAGGACGACUUAUUUCGGAAGUAUGUGCAGUUCCACGAGGGCCAAGUGGACGCCGCUCCCGGCAAGCAGCGGCAUGGCAGCGAUGAGCAUCUCCGGGUGGCCGCCUCGACCCUGCUCAGCCUGCACAAGGUGGACCCCUUCUAUCGAUUCCGGCUGAUCCAGUUCUAUGAGGUAGUGGAGGCCUCCCUGCGCUCACUGAGCUCCUCCAGCCUGCAGGCUUUGCACUGCGCCUUCAGUGUGUUGGAGACGGUGGGCAUCAACCUCUUCCUGUACCCGUGGAAGAAGGAAUUCCGAAGCAUCAAGACCUACACAGGCCCUUUUGUUUACUAUGUCAAGUCCACGUUACUGGAGGAGGACAUCUGCGCCAUCCUGAGCUACAUGGGCUACACGCCCGAGCUGGGGACUGCGUACAGGCUCAAGGACCUCGUGGAGAGCCUCCAGGUGAAGAUGGUCUCCUUCGAGCUCUUUCUGGCCAAGGUGGAGUGCGAGCAGAUGCUGGAGAUCUAUGCGCAGGUGAAGGACAAGGGCUACUCCGAGCUGGACGUGGUGAGCGAGCGCAAGAGUAGCACAGAGGACGUGCGUGGCUGCUCCGGUGCCCUGCGGCGGCGGGCUGAAAGCCGGGAGCACCUGGCUACUUCCAUGGCCCGAGUGGCGCUGCAGAAGUCAGCCAGCGAGCGGGCAGCCAAGGACUACUACAAGCCCCGUGUGACCAAGCCCUCCAGGUCGGUGGACGCAUAUGACAGCUACUGGGAGAGCAGGAAGCCACCUUUGAAGGCCUCACUGAGCCUGCGGAAGGAUCCUGGGGCUGAUCUGGGGGAUGACUUGAAAGACGAGAUCAUCCGCCCAUCCCCCUCUCUCCUGGCCAUGUCCAGCUCCCCCCACGGCAGCCCAGACGACCUUCCUCCCACCUCCCCAAACAAUGGCCUCGGGCUGAUGCGCAGCACGUACUUUUCUCCUCAGGAUGACGUGGACCUGUACACUGACUCGGACACCAGGGCCGCGUACCGCAGGCAGGAUGCUCUGCGACCAGAUGUGUGGCUUGUUAGAAAUGACGCCCACCCCCUCUACCACAAGCGAUCACCCCCCGCCAAAGAGUCUGCCCUUUCCAAGUGCCCAAACUGUGGCCUGGCCUGCAGCACUGCCCUCUGCCAGCGCUGUGACAGCCUGCUGGCCUGCCCCCCUGCCCCUAAGCCCAGCGCCUUCUCCGUCAAAGCUGCUGCCCUCGACAGCCUGACCCAUGGGGCGCCUCUGCGGGAGAAGCACACGGGCCAGGCUCCAGCCCUCGACCGGCUGCCACCUCUGCACUCCAAGUCCAAGCCCUCCACUGCAGCCACCUCCCGCUGUGGCUUCUGCAAUCGCCCAGGAGCCACCAACACCUGUACCCAGUGUUCGAAAGUUUCCUGUGACGCCUGCCUCAGCGCCUACCAUUAUGACCCCUGCUGCAAGAAGAGCGAGCUGCACAAGUUCAUGCCCAACAACCAGCUGAACUACAAGUCCACCCAGUUCUCCCACCUCGUGUACAGAUAGACCCCCUCUGGCACCUUCCUGCUACAAGGGCUACACCACUGACCUCCUGGUCCCCUGGUGAAGAAGUAUUAAUGCGUCCAGCAGAAGCAGAGGCCUGAACUUGACCAUGUAGAUAGCGGGGACCUGGCUGGCCGCACCUCAUGAGAGUCACUUAGUGACUCUCAUUUCAGCUGGUGGCUGCUCUGGUGGCUGCUCUGUCGUCUGACAAGGAGAGGGUAGCACUUUCAUUUAGAUUCAGUUUCACUAAUCUCUCCACUCCCUGUUCAGUUGGGUUUUGGUUUGGUUCGGUUUGGUUCCCCCUAAAGAGGAUUUCUGCCUUGGGCUUCCCACAGUGACGCUGACAUGACUGGGAAAGGCCCCUUGGGUCACCUCCAGAUGCCCCCCUGUGGUGGCGAGCUAGAGGCCUGUUGGCUUGUGAAAUGAGCCCUCCUGCCACACCGGGCCUCUCCUGACGGCUCACCUUUCAGCCAUCCUGUUGGCGCACAUGAGGGGCCUAGCUGGACUCCCUGUCCUUUUUGUGUCAGAGGCGAGGCGAGACGAGUCCAGUGUGAGCUGAAUGUCAUCGUGUGGCCAGCACAGCUCUGCCAGCCUACAAUGUGUAUGCAGGUCACCCAGACACGCUGACCAGUGGGCUGUCUGCAGAACUGAGCUUCCCUUUCUGUUGUUUGCACAUGCCCCUCUUACUGUACUGUAAAUAGAUAUUUUUGAGAUUUAUUUUUAAAUAAAUAUUCUACUUGCUAUGUGUUUCAAAGUGGUUAAAAAUUAAUUAUGUAGCUAUUUAUGAGAAUGCCCUGGGUUCUUAGUCUUCCAAGGGAGGCCUCGUGCCCUUUGCUGUCGGAUCUUCCACUCGCCAGGGUGGAGUGGCGUUUGGGGCAGGGGAGGAGCUGAGGCAGUGGCACUUUCCUCGAGGUGGUAGAGAGCCGCCGUUGUCCCUCGCCGUCUUCCCUCCAGUAACCACUACACACCUACCUCCGGCGUGCACUCGGGGUUGGCGCGGUGCUGAGGUCUGCGCCUGCAGACUGCAAUGGCCCAGCGAUGAUUCGGGGGGUGACAGCCCUGGUUUUGGCCUGCUGAUCGUUCCCCUUGCACUCCAGACUUCUUGAAGCUUGUUCAGAAGGAAGACUUUUUGGGUUUCCCACGCCCCUGCACCUCCGUCCUCCUCUGCACAGUUUCCAGCACUCAUCUACAGCAACAUUAGCAAUCUCUUUGCACUAAUGGGGCAGGAGUUGGCGGUCCCUCAGAUGGACAAAGCCUCGCCUCUGCGCUGCCAGACCCGAAGGCCCUUGACUCCUGCGGGAAUCCCUGAGAGCCAGCUUUUCUUUUGGGGGUGCAGAGCAGGACCGAGGGGAGACUUAGAAACUAAGUUGCCUCCUUGUGAACUUCUAUGAACUUCUAUUUUAGCCAUAAGUGUUUGUGAUGCGCACACUUGGGGGCUUCUGCGCAGCAGAGCUGGGCAGGAGAAGCGCAGCUCCUGAGCAGGCUGGAGUCUGUCUGGAUCCUGAGGCCACUGUGAAUUUGCCGACUUUCUUCCAACUCAGUUGCGCGGUUUUAAGGUUUUCCAAAUCUUAUAUGGCUCUUUUAUAUAUAGAUAGAUAGAUAGAUACGUGUAUAUAUAGCUACAGAUGCCUAUCUGGUGGGUCACAUGUAGAUAUCCAAUGUGCAUAUAAAGUUGGAUUUCAACCACCUGCGUUACUGAGCGGCCUAUGGGCAUCCAACUCUGCUCCUCCCACGUUUCAGAACUGGCGAUGCCUGGCCCACUCCUGAGAGCUCUAGUUUUCUAGUUUUCCAUUUCCAGAUUGCUCCAGCAUUAAAGUAACUUAACCAGCCGUGAUGCCACGUCAUUUACAGUGGACAGAAGCAGGGACAACUAAGUUAUCCGAAGAAAACAAAGUCCAGUGUGCCUCCCAUCGCAGACAUACUGAGUUCAUAGACUGGAACAGGAGAUGCUGCGGCCAUGCUCCUCCUUGCUGUGUAUCUUACUGUAUGAGGUUGCUGUGAUUAAGAUAGUUCUGAGUAUAUGCUAAUUUAAAAACGCAGAUGUUUUGCAUUUGAUUUCUACCAAGAGUUGAAAUGUUGAGAGAUGAUUUUAAAAAAUAAA
Octodon degus (degu) is the source of this 3816-nucleotide messenger RNA. It is a transcript of the gene Spata2, whose product is annotated as spermatogenesis associated 2. Gene Ontology annotation, biological process: protein linear deubiquitination; regulation of necroptotic process; protein K63-linked deubiquitination. Lineage: Eukaryota; Metazoa; Chordata; Mammalia; Rodentia; Octodontidae. The transcript is spliced from 3 exons. The coding region runs from base 177 to 1718 and encodes 513 amino acids. The record is from RefSeq and is a predicted model, not a curated record. Gene Ontology annotation, cellular component: cytoplasm.